AUGAAGAAGCUGAAAUGUUCUUGUCAAAAGUACGUAAAUAAAGGUACAAAACAGACCUUUAAUACCGCAACAAUUGAGUAUGAUAAUAAGAUAUAUGCAUUUGGAGGACGUCAGGAAGAUGGUAUUAUCGAGCGGAACAUCGUUUCUUUCGACAAAGAUACGUUAAAUUUUGAUAUUGAAAAUAAUCCGGCCUUGCCUUUGUUAGAUGGUGCUACAGCAGCUUCAACCAGCGAUGCUCACUUUAUUUUUGGCGGUGCCUCCCUCGGUAACGAUAAGCAGUUGUGGAUAUGGGAGCCCAACAUUUGCGGGUUAUCAGCAUCUUCAGUGGAUAAUGUGAAAGUUUAUGACCAAAACCCAGGCUGUCUGAGUAAUCAUUCAUUAGUUUCGUAUGAAGACACUUUGGUUGUUUUUGGAGGUUUUGACGAAUCGUACGGUCCUUCCAAUGCGAUAUGGAUUUUGCCAACCAAAACAAGUUCAGGCUUUCGUAAUAACCGUUCAGAUGGUCGAAAGGCACUGCAGUGGGCUAAUAAGACGAAAUAUUUGAUUGAAGAAACAAAAGUGUGGUCGAAAGUACAUAUUGAAUCUGAAGGUCAUCCACAACCUCGUUAUGGUCACGCUUGUUGCGCUUCCAACGACUUGAUGUUUAUUUAUGGGGGAUUAGACUCGUCAGAUAACCUGCUUUCUGAUUUAUGGCUAUAUUCUUUUAAAUUCUCAAUCUGGACUUCUGUGAUAAUUGAAGACUUUCUGCAGCCUGGGCCGUGUGCGUUCGCACAGCUGCAUUUCUGGAACUUGAAUGAAACGGAACUGGAGGAAGCAGUAUUGUUUCACAAAUGUAAAAUGAUUGCUUGCAAUUUUUUCGUUAACGAAGCAUUUGAUCCCGAUUUUCCAGUAUCUGGUGAACAAGAAGAUCUUUCGUACCUGAAAGGCACCUCUGAUGACCUUCGCAAACUUGAAGGACCAGAUUCAUUCGGGGCACAAACUCCCGCCUGUAUUUCUAACUGUGUGCAGAAAAAUUUUAGUUCUUACCGAGAUGAAGCUGUAGUUGGGUCUCUACUGUUAUUUGGCGGAAAGUUAAGUUCCCGUAGUCCUAAACCUGAACUUUCAGUGUGGAAAUUAACUGUGACUUUAGAGAAUGAAACCUGA
Enterobius vermicularis (human pinworm) is the source of this 1143-nucleotide messenger RNA. NCBI's taxonomy places the organism in Eukaryota, Metazoa, Nematoda, Chromadorea, Rhabditida, Oxyuridae. The record is from the annotation of a GenBank genome assembly.